AUGAGCGCCUUGCGGCAUAGCGAUGCCGGUCAUGGUGGUAACUCAGAUGGCCAUACCUCCGACAACAACUGCAUACCGGAUAUUCUAGACCUGGAGGCUGGUCUUUGGCAAGAAGCGCCUUUUUCUCGCUUGCCUGACGAUGCGCCGCCGGAACUCCAAGACUAUCUCCAAGAUGUUGAAAACCCAAGACGAGUCUGGGCUAUUUAUCGGGCUAGUAGGCGGCAUGAUUUCCAACUACUCGUCGAAAGGUACAUUGCGCAACUCCGCGUCGGAUGCGGUUCUCCCCAAUGCAACACCGCAACCUGCUUCACAUGCCGGAAGCGUCUCGUAGGAAAGGCGCCCAUUCGACGAUACAGCCCUACCAGCGCAAGGACGCUGGCUGUCUACCUUGCGAGCCAGGAUAACCCGGACAGAGGUAUUUGCCCGUACUUGCGUCGAUCAAACGGUCCCCCGCCGGCCGUGAAUAAUCUUAUUUUCUCAACACAACGACCGCGAUCUCAAACUCUCUCCGAUCUUCCGUCUCCCAGGGCUCCUGGGGCUCCAGGACCUCGCAAGGCCUCCGUUGAUGCCGAAGCCAAGCCAAAACACUUGUCGUCUGGCAGACGAUGUCAGGUCUCCAUCAUUGAGAGCCCUGGAAGUGAUCCAGUCAAACCAGAAGCCCAGCCACCUGGCGGAGAGGAGGGACCCUCCAAACACAUUGGUCGCGACCAGGGUCGAUAUACCGUUGGCAGGAGCAAAAUCAAUAUAGCAGAGAAGCCUGUAAGCAGAGACUACAGGUCAUUUGCAGCUACAACAUUUGGGACGGUAGCUUUUAAAAUGCUGGAGUGGCUCACUCCACAGGGUUUGCGAGCAAUAUCUGAACAAAUUUCUGAUGUUAGUGACCCCGAUGCGACUUUCAAACAGCAGCAGUCGAAGGAAACUUCACAAGAAAGAACAGAUCCCACGUCUGUGCCGCCUCCGUCACUCAUCAGACAUUCUUCAUCCAAGUCAUCUUCACAUCCCCUGAUAACUCCAGAAUUGGAACAGAGCCAUCAGGCUCUGCCUGAACAUGCAGGGCGUACCGAUGAGUCGAUGGUCCCACGAGAUUCUUCUAGGCGGAAACGAAACUCAAAGGGUUCCAUUAAGACGGCAACCACGUCAAAGUCACAGAAAAAGACAUCUCUAGAGCCACUUCCUCCACCAACCCCAGCAGAUGGACCUAAACCAACCGCGAAGUCAAGCAGCUUCCAUGGGGAUAAGAGACCGCGGGGUCCUAAACUGACACCGGGUGUCGUCGGGCGAACUGUACCAGAAAUCCCACUGAAGCCCGCGUUCUUCGAAAAUGUCCCCUGCCUAUCUCCGCCCCCCGUUGACGAAGUUGAUCCAGCCUUAUCUGACCAUGGGGACUCCGAGGAGGAUUCCUCUGCCAAGACUACCUUUGCCGUUGUGAGGGCACAGAGGCGUAAGCAAGCCCCGGAGGAUCAUGAUGAUGCCUCUGUAGAAACGGAAGAAUCCCGGAAAAACUACCCGUUGCCACAGGCUCUGAGCCAACUGAAUGUCGAGUUGAUCGAUUUUAUCUGCGACAUAUUCCAGGAAGAUCACACCAAUGAAAGACAUUUUUUUGGGCCGCUAACCUUGAUGGAAAGCCACCCGAAACCUCAAAAUUUAUCAAACCGGCUGGCGAGACGGAGACCUAACCAUCAAGUGAAAUCUGCUGGCGUUCUUUCUGGCAAAUGGCGAGCGUUCAACGAACAGACUAUCUUCAAUGUGUUGAGCGACCCCCACCUCCUGGUGAAGUCUUUCACAAAAGACGGAAAACUGUAUGACUCUCAAACCCUUUGGUACUGCAUGCUGCGGAUGACACGGGCGGCACCUAGCCUUGUGCUUCAUAGUCUGUGGCUCGCAGCCAAGAGCUUGUUUGCACCACCCGAGGGUCUAAAUUCAGCGAGGCUGUCAUCGAAAAGGCUCUUUGGAGAGCGUCAAAAUCCGGCCUUGACUAAUUUUGAAGCUGGCUGUAUUAUGUCAAUUUGUCUUCACGCUUUGGUAGCAGUAGCCCCCUGCGCAGAGGACUCUAAGACACUAUACGAAAUGUCACGGAUUCGUUCCAAUGGCUUCGUCCUAGGCGGACAAGGCGCAGCGGCUAGGCAGCCUUCGUCCGUAUGCCUCGAAUACGAUGACGUGUUUUCCAAUGAGCUUGCUCUGCGAUUAGCCAGAAGGCUUUUUUGCGCCAUCACUGCUCGGAAUUGCUUUGCAGAAAUAGCGGAGUGGGACGGUGAAGGGGACGAGGCAAGUUUUGAUGUGUUAGGUCUCUUAUUGAACCAGUUAGAUCUCCUAGGAAGCGGACCUAUUCGUAUCCUAGAAUUCACUCAAGCGGAACGUCUGUUACACGAAACCCGAGUUCCUACGCUUCUGUUGGACUGGGCGAGAGCAGUGCUCCUUCAAGAGUGGAACGGACGCCCAGAGUACUCAACCGAUGGUCCCUUUCAUGGGGCUUUGUCUCUAAUUACCACAUUGUACGAAAACAGGAAUAUGCUUCUCCUAGGAGACAUUCAAUUUCGCGUUGAUUAUUUUUCAGAGCGAUUGGAUGCUAUGGACAUUCCUGUCGUAUGGGUUGGUUUUGCCUCUACUAGGCAUAGGCAUCAUCUCUUAGACCACCCGUACCUCUUCAGUCCCGAGGCACUAAUUUCCUUUUUCCGAUCAAUCAAUUUCUCGCGGAUGAGCAAAAAUUUUGAAGAGUCUAGCUCUCUGAAGACCAGAAUGACUGCCAUUGUUGACCCGGGAAGUCUAGUUACCAACACUCACCAUAAGCACGUUCUGCAGGACUUGCUUAAGACUGCAUCCUCAAGAUAUUUGAUCCUUGCUAUCAGCAGAGAUCACGUGCUCAGAGAUGCUUUUGAUCAGCUAUGGAGACGGCAAGAACGAGAAUUGUUGAGGCCCUUGAAAAUUCACUUGGGAGAAGGUGCUGGCGGUGAAGAAGGGUUUGACUCUGGCGGAGUUCAACAAGAAUUCUUUCGGAUGGCAAUGGCAGAAUGCCUCGACCCGAAUUAUGGGGCGUUCACGGUUGAUGACAGGACGAGAAUGGCAUGGUUUGUGCCAGGAUCUCUUGUUGAAACAUGGAAGUUUGAGAUGAUCGGCUUGUUGGUGUCCCUAGCCGUGUACAAUGGGCUGACACUUCCGAUAACUUUCCCUAAAGCCCUGUACAGGAAGCUUUUGGGUCAACCUGUGGAAGAACUUUACCAUAUUGCGGAUGGCUGGCCAGAUUUAGCAAGUGGACUGACCGCUUUGCAAGAGUGGGAUGAGAAAGAUGGUUUGGUAGAGGAUGUUUUUGCAAGGACAUACGAAUUCUCGGUCGGGGCUUUUGGCGCUGACGUCACUCUUCCCAUGACCAAGGACAAGUCUUCUUGGCCGCAGGGUAUUCCAACGCCUCCAACAAGAAACAGCCCUGCUGCACUUGAGGACGAGGCGCCACUUGUCACAAGUGAGAACCGCGACGAGUACGUGAGCGAUUACGUUCGAUACCUGACUGACGUGUCCAUCCGGCCCCAGUUUCGAGCAUUUGAGCGCGGUUUCCGGGCGUGUUUGGAUGCCAAGUCUCUCACACUAUUGACGCCUUCACUCUUGCAGUCCAUCGUCGAGGGCGUGCAGGAGAUUGAUAUUUCGGAGCUUCGACGAUAUGCUCGUUACGUCGGCUGGGAUUCCUCGCAUCACACCGUCAAGGACUUUUGGUCUAUUGUGAAGAGAUAUGACGACAGAAUGAAGCGCAAACUUCUCGAGUUUGUCACGGCAUCGGACCGUUUGCCGGUGGGCGGCAUGCGAAACGUGCAAUUUACAGUACAAAAAAAUGGUGAAGAGGAGGGCAGUGGUGGUCACUUGCCCACGGCUUAUACGUGUUAUGGAACACUACUGUUGCCGGAAUACAAUGACAAGGAAGUAUUACGGGAGCGGUUGGGCAUGGCGCUGGAGAAUGCACAAGGCUUUGGGUUUGCAUAA
Metarhizium acridum CQMa 102 is the source of this 3969-nucleotide messenger RNA. RefSeq lists its product as uncharacterized. Gene Ontology annotation, biological process: protein polyubiquitination. NCBI's taxonomy places the organism in Eukaryota, Fungi, Ascomycota, Sordariomycetes, Hypocreales, Clavicipitaceae. The record is from RefSeq and is a predicted model, not a curated record. Gene Ontology annotation, molecular function: ubiquitin protein ligase activity.